Messenger RNA from Maudiozyma barnettii, 345 nucleotides. RefSeq lists its product as uncharacterized. Lineage: Eukaryota; Fungi; Ascomycota; Saccharomycetes; Saccharomycetales; Saccharomycetaceae. The coding region runs from base 1 to 345 and encodes 114 amino acids. The record is from RefSeq and is a predicted model, not a curated record. The transcript has a single exon.
AUGCAGGGUGGAAUUAGAAGAAAGAAGGACUUGCUGCCACGGUACAAAAAAUCAGGGAACUAUGAUAACAGGCAGUCGUCGAGUGUGUUUGGCAAAUAUUCAAGAUCGCUGAAAGUGAUCGCGGCGUAUUCUGCUUUGCUAGUGCUGGCCUAUCUGAUCCUCAAUGGAGCUUUCUCAGACAUGAACACUCCACCGACGUUUGAGUUGGAGUCCCUGAAUCCGGAGACGGAGACGGUCGCCAAGGUCAACGUGCCAAAGGACAAACAGUUUCAUAACGAAGUAGCUAGACAGCAGGAAGUACAAAAUUUAAAUAAAGACACGGUAAAGGAUACAAAGUUGAUAUAG